Molecule: messenger RNA, 2121 nt
Organism: Cuscuta epithymum
Lineage: Eukaryota; Viridiplantae; Streptophyta; Magnoliopsida; Solanales; Convolvulaceae
Source: the annotation of a GenBank genome assembly
CUACGUAUAUGUAUUAUUGCUAUAUAUACACUUCUUCGUCUACAAAUGUGAGAUUUCUCAUCAGAGACAAAAUAACUCAGAAAUAGAAUUGUUUCACAUAAUUAAAAAAAUGUCUCCAGCAUUAGAUUUUCCCAUCAAGGUUGGCCACAUUGAUGAUGUCCAGGAACUGAGGAUGACUAAUCCAAGUUAUAUUCCUGAAAGAUUUAUUAGGGACGCCACAGAAAGGCCUGAACUGUCCAUAACUGAUGAUCAUUCAUCUUCUUCAUGUGACCUCAAAAUCCCAGCCAUCGAUCUAUCAAAACUGAUCAAUGAAGAAAAGAGUUCUCCAGAGUUCCAAUCUGAAAUGAUGAAGCUCACUGUUGCUUGUCAAGAAUGGGGAUUUUUCCAGGUACUACUUUUUGUUUUUUUAACUUUUAGACAUAUGGGUUAGUGAACUUUCUUGAUAAAUAUGAAGAAAAUAUGUAUGCCCUUCAUAAAGUUUCUUAAAUUCGUUUUUUUAACUUGGGGGUUCGGGGUAGGGGCUGGGGAAGUCUCGGUUAAACAAGGCUGAAACUCUACAUGGAGUUUCGAACCCGAGACCCCAGAAUGUACAGUGAAUCGGUGACGAGUUGAACCGAACCACUUCCUCAAAUUUCUUAGAUUCUUAUCACUUGUAUCAGUAAAGAAGUGGAGUCAGAGUAGUGUAUUUGAUUUAUAUAGAAGUACAAAAAUGUACAAAUCAUAAGAAUCUAUGACGGAUUAAGCUUUGGCGCACGUGGUACAUGAACUUUAUAAUUACUCGCACGAUGUCGCCUCCGAUAAGAUUUCUAACUCCGCCGCUGAAUGUUGGCAUUUGAUGAUCAUGCGAAAAAUAUAUCCAAACACGUGCUUGUGAUUCAGGCCGGGUGUUGGAAUGAUACUAGAUCGAUUAAAAAUAAUAAAAUAUCAUGAAGCGAGUUGAAUAAUCUUAGAGCUCUUUUUUAUGACUAUAUAAAGUAGUACAUUUUCUUUAUUAUGAUUUUUUUGUAUUUGAUUUGUUGGAGGUUAUACAUCAUGGGAUUGAAUUGAGUUUACUGGAGAGCCUGGAGAAGGUGGCUAUGGAGUUUUUCAUGUUACCUUUGGAGGAAAAAAAGAAAUAUCCAAUGGCACCUGGAACAGUGCAGGGAUAUGGCCAGGCAUUUGUGUUCUCAGAAGACCAAAAACUGGAUUGGUGUAACAUGUUUGCACUUGGAAUCAUGCCUCAUUCCAUCAGAAACCCUAAUCUCUGGCCCACAAAUCCAGUUGCUUUCAGUGAGACAUUGGAGGCAUACUCAAGAGAAGUUAGAAAGUUAUGCAAAGAAUUGUUGAAAUGCAUAGCCAUAAGUUUGGGGCUGAGUGAGAGGGUGUUUGAAGAGAUGUUUGGGGUGGCUGUACAAGCAGUGAGGAUGAACUACUACCCAGCAUGCCCAAGGCCAGACCUUGUUAUGGGACUUAGCCCCCACUCUGAUGGAAGUGCCCUAACAGUUUUGCAACAAGGACAGUUUAGCAACUCAAUUGGACUUCAAAUUCUUAAAGACAAUGCUUGGGUCCCUGUUCAACCUCUUCCAAAUGCGCUUGUUAUUAACCUUGGUGACACUAUAGAGGUACUAACAAAUGGAAGAUACAAAAGUGUGGAGCAUAGAGCAGUGACACACCAAGAAAAAGACAGGCUCUCAAUAGUGACAUUUUAUGCUCCAAGCUAUGAAAUAGAAUUGGGACCAUUGCCAGAGCUUGUGGAUGAAAGCAACAACAACCCCUCCAGAUACAGAAGAUACAACCACGGAGAAUACAGCAAACACUAUGUCACCAACAAGCUUCAAGGCAAGAAAACCCUAGAAUUUGCCAAGAUCACUUAAUUAAUUACAUUAAUUAAUUAAUUAAUUAUAUUGAUCGAUCUUACAAGAAGCUCCAUCACAAAUGCAUACUAUCGUAUAUGCAUGAUGCAUGCAUACACCGUUAACUACGUUGCAAUUAAGUUUUUGGUUGUAAUAUACGUAGUACUACGUAUAUACUAUCAAGACUCGAAUAAAUUUGUUUUCAAAUUUCAAACUUAAAUUGAUCUUUUGUUAACAACUAAAAUUUACGUAGUACUUAUAUAUAUUAAUAAAAGUUAUCUUAUACGAG